Messenger RNA from Solanum lycopersicum (tomato), 1296 nucleotides. The record is from RefSeq and is a predicted model, not a curated record. Lineage: Eukaryota; Viridiplantae; Streptophyta; Magnoliopsida; Solanales; Solanaceae.
AUGGACAUUGACAUUCACAUUCACAGUCAAGUUUACGUUUACAGAGACAUUCAAUUGGACGUUCACGUUGACAAUCACAUUCACGUUGACCUUCAUGUUGAUGUUGACAUUGAAAUUGACGUUCACGCAGAUGUUGAUGUUGACCUCGAAGCUUUUGUAAACAUUGCCGUUGAAAUUUAUUUUGAGGUUAAAAUUGACAUUCACAUUAACGUCAACACUGAUGCUCAGGUUGACGUUCACAUUAAAGAUCACGUUCACAUUAAUGUUAACAUUGACGUUUACAUUAAUGUUAACAUUAAUGUUCACGUUCACUUUAACAUUGCGUUGACAUUGACAUGUUACAUUCAUGUUCACAUUGAUGUUCACGUUCAUGUAUAUGUUGACAUAGAGGUUGAUAUUGAAAUUCAUAUUUGCAUUCGCAUUGAGGUUCAUGUUUACGUUGACAUUAAUGAUGACGUUCACAUUAACGUUUAUAUUUACGUUGAUAUUGAUAUUUACGUUGACAUUGACAUUCAUGUUCACCUUCAUUUUGAGGUUCACAUUUAUGUUCAAGUUAACAAUCACGUUUAUAUUGACAUAUAUAUUCACAUUGACAUUAAUGUUGAUGUUAAUGUUGACGUUUACAUUGACGUUUACAUUGACGUUUACGUUGACAUUCACGUUGAAGUUCACAUUUAUAUUCAAAAUGACAUUGACAUUUCCAUUGACAUAUACGUUCACAUUGAGGUUCACAUUCACAUUCAUGUGGACGUUCACGUUGAAAUGGAUGUUCACGUAGAUGUUUACAUUGAUGCUCAUGUUGAUAUUCAUAUUAAACUUCACGUUCAAGACCACAUUGACAUUGACGUUCGUGUUAUUGUUAACAUUGAUGCUCACGUUCACAUUGAGGUUGACAUAAAUGUUCACGUUGAUAUUGAUGUUGACGUUCACGUCGACAUUAACAUUGACAUUAACUUUGAUGUCGACAUUGAUGUUGACUUUAAUGUUGACCUUGAGAUUGACGUUAACAUUGAUGUUCAUGCUGACAUUCAUGUUGAUAUUUACAUUAGCGUUGAUGUUCACAUUCAUGUUUACAAUGACGUUGAGGUUGAUGUUCACAUUGACAUUGGUAUUCACGUUCACAUUGAUGUUUUCAUAGAUGCUCACGUUGAUGUGCACAUUCAUCUUCACGUUGACGCUUUUAUAGACGCUCAUAUUGAUGUUCACAUUGACAUUAAAGUUUACAUUGGCGUUCACACUAAUGUUCACAUUAAUAUUUACAUUGACAUUAACGUUCACGUCGACAUUAACGUUUAA